Molecule: messenger RNA, 2029 nt
Organism: Ipomoea nil (Japanese morning glory)
Lineage: Eukaryota; Viridiplantae; Streptophyta; Magnoliopsida; Solanales; Convolvulaceae
Product: pre-mRNA-processing factor 19-like
Exons: 18
Coding region: 124-1698 (524 amino acids)
Biological process (GO): mRNA splicing, via spliceosome; DNA repair; protein ubiquitination
Cellular component (GO): cytoplasm; Prp19 complex; U2-type catalytic step 1 spliceosome
Molecular function (GO): protein binding; ubiquitin protein ligase activity
Source: RefSeq, a predicted model, not a curated record
UUAUAAAUUUUGAUUUUUUCUUCUUCCUCCCUUUCUACACCUCUCCUUCCCGCUCCUUACUCUCGACCAGGUCGAAGCCGGAGAGAGCCUUCUGUGUUUUGUCUUUCCGUUUCUCGGCCUGCAAUGAACUGCUCAAUUUCCGGUGAUGUCCCGGAGGAUCCGGUAGUCUCAAAGAAUUCCGGACUUCUGUUCGAGAAGCGUUUAAUCGAACGUCACAUCUCUGACUAUGGAAAAUGUCCAGUAACUGGAGAGCCUCUGACAAUGGAUGACAUUGUACCAAUUAAAACUGGAAAGAUAGUGAAGCCCCGACCUGUCCAGGCUGCAAGUAUACCUGGGAUGUUGGGAAUGUUUCAGAUUGAAUGGGAUGGUCUGAUGCUAUCAAACUUUGCAUUGGAGCAACAAUUACAUACUGCAAGGCAGGAGUUAAGCCAUGCUCUGUAUCAGCAUGAUGCCGCAUGCCGUGUAAUUGCAAGAUUGAAAAAGGAAAGGGAUGAGGCAAGGGAAUUAUUGGCUCACGCUGAAAGAGAGAUACCCAUGACAGCAGCUACUGCAACUGCAGCUAAUACUCCCACAUUGAGCAACGGGAAAAGAGCUGCUGAGGAUGAGGAGAUGGGUCCUGAAGGCAAGAAAAGUCGCCCAGGGAUUUCAUCAGCUAUUAUUACAGAACUUACAGAUUGCAAUACUAACCUUUCACAGCAAAGGAAAAAGCGACAGAUACCGCCAACAUUGGCCCCUGUAGAUGCUUUGGAGAGAUACACCCAGCUGAACAGUUACCCUCUACACAAAACCAACAAGCCGGGCAUACUCUCUUUGGACAUCUGUUACCCUAAGGACAUCGUUGCUACUGGAGGCGUUGACAAUAAUGCUAUCAUAUUUGAUAGAUCUUCAGAACAGAUUAUAUCUACACUAAGUGGUCACUCAAAGAGGGUUACCAAUGUCAAAUUUGCUGUUGAGGGUGAAGUGGUGGUCACUAGUUCUGCUGAUGAGACUGUUCGUGUAUGGCAAGGAUCUGAGAAUGGAAGCUAUGACUGUAGGCACAUUUUGAAGGAUCACACUGCAGAGGUGCAAGCUGUCACCGUCCAUGCAACAAAUAAUUACUUUGUGACUGCUUCUCUUGAUGGCACAUGGUGCUUUAAUGAACUUGCUUCUGGUUUAUGCCUUGCCCAGGUUGCGGACACUUCAGGAUCGGAGAGCUACACAUCUGCAGCUUUUCAUCCUGAUGGUCUAAUCCUUGGAACAGGUACAUCAGGGUCUAUUGUGAAGAUUUGGGAUGUAAAGAGUCAGGCAAAUGUUGCACGAUUUGAUGGGCACAUUGGAACUGUUACUGCAAUCUCCUUUUCAGAAAAUGGUUAUUUCCUAGCAACUGCUGCUCAAGAUGGGGUAAAGCUCUGGGAUUUACGCAAAUUAAGGAAUUUUAGAACUUUCACGCCAUAUGAUGACAACACACCAACCCAAACAGUGGAAUUUGACCAGAGUGGAAGUUACCUUGCCUUGGGAGGAUCAGAUAUAAGAGUCUAUCAAGUUGCUAGUGUGAAGUCGGAAUGGGGCUGCAUCAGGACAUUCCCUGAUUUGUCAGGCACAGGCAAAGCCACAUGUCUAAAAUUUGGUCCAGAUGCUAAAUACAUAGCUGUUGGAUCAAUGGAUCGAAACCUCAGAAUAUUUGGGCUGCCACAGGAGGAUGGUCAACCAGAAGAUUAAUUGCCAUUUCACUGUGUUGACACUAAUGGUACUUCUAUAGCAUAUGCUUCCUGGUUGCAGGUUUUGGCGCUUAUUUUGGGCAGAAGAAUUUGUGAAUGACUAUCUUUUGAAUUUGCCCAAAGCGUGGUUCCCUGCCAGAUUAUUAGUGACAAUGCAAUAAAUCUGAAGCAAUUUGCCAUCUUAUCCACUUUGAGGGUUAAUUUAUCGUGUAACAAAUUUUUUUGGGGUAAUAUUAUUGUAUCAUACAAAUGUAACAAUUGUUUGGAAUGGCUGAGAAAAAAAGACUAUUGAAUAUUGCUCGGAAAGAAGAUAUUGGUCCUGUUUGGUAAAA